UUGAACAAGUCUGCCGCUGCUGCUCGAGUUUUGUGCCCUGCAGACUUCCUACUGCUGGAUAAUUUUACUGCUGCACGCCUCGUGUGGCCGGAGAGCUUCGGGAGAAGGGACGGAGAAAAACAAGUGACUUGGAUCGGCCCCCUGUCCCGUCAAGCUGCAGCAUCGGGGGAAACCGAACCACUGGCCUGAGCUGGGUGGAGCAGUGACCGCCUGUAGCAUGAUGUCCUACCUCAAACAGCCCCCCUACGGCGUCAACGGCCUGGGGCUCAGCGGCGCUGCCAUGGACCUGCUGCACCCCUCAGUGGGCUACCCAGCGACUCCCAGGAAGCAGCGGAGGGAGCGCACAACGUUCACCCGCUCCCAGCUCGACGUCCUGGAGGCUCUGUUCGCCAAGACCCGGUACCCGGACAUCUUCAUGCGGGAGGAGGUCGCACUGAAAAUCAACCUGCCAGAGUCCAGAGUCCAGGUGUGGUUCAAGAACCGGAGGGCCAAGUGUCGCCAGCAGCAGCAGAGCGGCAGCAGUGCCAAAGCCAGGCCGCCCAAAAAGAAGUCUUCUCCGGCCCGGGAGAGCACCGGAUCCGAGAGCAGCGGCCAGUUCACGCCUCCUGCCGUCUCCAGCACCGGCUCGUCCUCCUCUUCAUCCUCCUCCACCAAUCACACAGGCCCAGCGGCACUCAGCAGCACCUCUACCUCCAUCAGCACCGUCUCCUCCAUCUGGAGCCCCGCUAUCUCCCCCGGAAACGCCCCUGCUCCUGCCGUGGCCCCGCUCCCUGAGCCCGGACCCCCAUCUAACGCAUCCUGUAUGCAGCGUUCAAUGUCAGGCUCCGCUGCAGCUGCCACCUCCUACCCCAUGUCCUACAACCAGACGCCGGGCUACGGCCAGGGCUACCCCACCCCCUCCAGCUCUUACUUCAGUGGCGUGGACUGCGGAUCCUACCUGGCCCCCAUGCACUCCCACCACCACCCCCACCAGCUCAGCCCCAUGACGGCCUCGUCCAUGUCAGGCCACCCGCACCACCACAUCAGCCAGUCGUCAGGCCACCACCACCAUCACCACCACCACCAGGCCUACAGCGGCUCUGGCCUGGCCUUCAACUCCUCUGACUGCCUGGAUUACAAAGAGCAGACUGCAGCCUCCUCGUGGAAGCUCAACUUUAACACCACAGACUGCUUGGACUACAAAGACCAGGCCUCCUGGAGGUUCCAAGUCUUGUGAUCAGGCUUUUCUUUUCUUCCCCCCUCUGCUCGUCUGCUCCCUCUUCUUUUAUUUUCCAGAUUAGCGUGUUGCUUGUUUUUAAAGACAAAAAGAGUUCAUGAACCAUAAGAUAACAAGAUAGCAGCAGGAAUGCUCAGCAAUCGGACUUUGUUUUUUCCUCCCUCUCGUCCUCGACGUCUUUUUAAAAAUUAAAAAUUAAAAAAAAAAAAAAAGAAAGAAGAGAAGCAGCCCCUCGAGUCCUGUGAAGAGAAAACAUCAGG
Molecule: messenger RNA, 1476 nt
Organism: Toxotes jaculatrix (banded archerfish)
Lineage: Eukaryota; Metazoa; Chordata; Actinopteri; Toxotidae
Gene: otx1
Product: orthodenticle homeobox 1
Exons: 4
Coding region: 218-1216 (332 amino acids)
Biological process (GO): multicellular organism development; regulation of transcription by RNA polymerase II
Cellular component (GO): nucleus
Molecular function (GO): DNA-binding transcription factor activity, RNA polymerase II-specific; RNA polymerase II cis-regulatory region sequence-specific DNA binding
Source: RefSeq, a predicted model, not a curated record